Messenger RNA from Brienomyrus brachyistius, 2969 nucleotides. It is a transcript of the gene dnaaf5, whose product is annotated as dynein axonemal assembly factor 5. Gene Ontology annotation, cellular component: cytoplasm. The record is from RefSeq and is a predicted model, not a curated record. Gene Ontology annotation, biological process: inner dynein arm assembly; outer dynein arm assembly; cilium movement. NCBI's taxonomy places the organism in Eukaryota, Metazoa, Chordata, Actinopteri, Osteoglossiformes, Mormyridae. The transcript is spliced from 13 exons. Gene Ontology annotation, molecular function: dynein intermediate chain binding.
CUAACCAUGUCACACAACUCCUUCCCAUGUAAAUAAAGUUUGGGUGAUUUUGAAUAACGGCGUGCCGGAAAAUGGUUUGUGUUUGUCGUAGUGUAAGUGGUCACCAUGACGAUGUAAUGGCAGCUAUGGAAGUAGGAGAGGAACGUGCUGCAGCUGAUGUGUUGCGAGCCUUGGCCCGACAUCUGAACUGUCUUAAUGAAGACAGCAAAAGCACGAGAAAAAGAGCCCUGGAGUCGAUUCGAAAGGAGACUUUUGGUAAAAGGCUGUCGAGUGUCGCGCUACAGGAGGUGUUCGCGUGUCUUCUGAAGUCACUCCUGAAAUGCCUGACAGACCCAAUGGAGAGAUGCCGGGAGGCUGCUGUGCAGAUGAUCGCAGACUUCAUUCGAAAUGUUCCGCAGCCAGAGGAAUCUUUGCCUUAUCUUAUACCCGCUCUUUCCCAGCGGCUGGGUGGGAAUGAAAUCUUAGAGCCGGCGGAAGAGCUUAGGCUGGUUAUGCUGGAGAUGCUUACCUUGGUGGUGGAAGUGUGUGGGAGUCGCCUCGCUCCUUACCUCGACGACAUGAUAAAAAUACUACAGCGAACAAUCGUCGACCCUUUUCCAGACGUAAAGAAGGAGAGCUGUAAAUGUACUGUGAAUUUCGCCAAAAGUGUACCGGAUCACUUCCACAUGCAGUCGGAAAGCCUGGUAAAGCCCCUGAUGCAGACCAUCUCUCACCAGCACUCCCGUGUGCGGGUGGCAGCCAUCGAGACCACGGGCGCCGUCGUUCAGUACGGGAAUGGCAAGACUGUGGACGACGUUCUCUCACACCUGGCCCAGAGGCUGUUCGAUGACUCCCCCCAGGUAUGGUGAGAAAAAAGCGUGACACUGGUGGUGGGACACUGGCUCCUGAACCUGCGUGACAGGUACUCUUACUUCCACAAGCUGAUUCCCCUCCUCCUGAGCAGCUUCAGCGACGAGAUCCCAGAGAUCAGGCUCUUGGCUGCUGACCUCUGGAGGCAGACCGGUGCCCUGUGGGAAAAGGAGAAUGAGGAGGACCUGAAGGACAAGCUGGACUUCCUGAGCCAGCACCCUGCACGCUACCCCGCUGGAGUGGAGAGGCCCGGUCUGGGCUGCCGGGAGCUGGUGGUGAGGAAUUUGUCCAAGCUGCUGCCGGCGGUCAGCCGGGACGUGACGGACUGGCUGGCGGCCACGCGGCUGAAGACUGCGCAGCUGCUUGCCGUGCUGCUGUUGCACGCCGAGGACCACAGCACGCAGCACUUGCAUCUGCUGUUGUCCACACUGUACCAUGCCUGCACAGACGCAGAGGAGGCAGUGGUCCGGAGCUGUCUGGAAUCGGCACAACUGAUCGGGACCUUUGUGGAUCCAGAGGUCUUCCUCAAGUUACUGCUGAGCCGUGUGGAGACCCCGCACUCCUCCUCCCUGUGCUCGGGGCCGCUGAUGGUGCUGGCGGCAGCUCUGAGGGGCUGCUCCAGAGAGGCCCUGCGGCCACACCUGCCCCGUAUCGGGGCCGUCCUCGCACACCCUGAUGUCUGUCAGGAGUCUCAGCAGCUUGGGUACUUGCGUCAGCUGCUUGCCUGCGUCACGGCCUUACUGAGCACGUGCGACGGGGACUGCGGCAUCAUCAGCCUGCAGCUGCUGCAGGUGCUGGUUUCCGUGCAGAGCCUGACGGCCAAUCCGGAGCUGUGCGGUGAGGCCCAGCAGAGCAUACGCAGCCUGUGCCAAGCACAGGCCCUGUCGAGCCCCGUGGAGUUGUACCGACGGCACAUGGCGGCCCUCCUCGAUGGCCUGUCCCGCAGCCAGCCCUCCUGGACGCGCCACUCCACUCAGAGACUGCAGCUGGAGGUCAUCGCCAUGCAGUCAGGCCCGGUGGUUGGUGAGUUCCUCCCCCAGCUCUUGCCUGUCCUGCACGACAGUCUGCAGCCCAGCAGAGACCCUGAGAUGAGGCUACAAAUCUUCAUCCUGCUGUCCAAACUGCUGCUGGAUGCGAGCAACACGCUGGACUCUCAGGGGCAGCUCUCUGAGCACCUGGAGCCCUUCCUGCUGGAUGUACUGCUGCCCAACCUGGUGUGGCAUGCGGGCCGAGUGCCAGCCGCCAUUCGCAGUGCCGCCCUCACCUGCCUGCUGGCCCUGCUCCGGGGAGGGGCGCUGACCUGGCACCAGCUAUCCGGUGUACAGGACAGGCUGAUGCCCCACAUCCUGGCCGCCCUGGACGAGGACUCCCAACUGUCUCGGCUGAUGGCCUGCCGCUCCAUCUGCACCCUGUUGACGCUUGCUGGGAAGCAGCUCCACCCAGACACCCUCAACAAGAUCUACCCCGAGCUGCUGAAGCGCCUGGACGACAACAGCGAGGAGGUGCGUGCCGAGGCGCUUGGGGCCCUGGGCCGCUGGCUGUCCUGCCUGGGGAGGGAGUACAAUCCCCAGGCCUUCCAGCCUCACCUAGAGCUGCUAUUCCAGCAGCUGCUGCUCCAUUUGGACGACCCAGAUGGCGCCGUGCAGGAUGCAGUCCUGGAGGUACUGAAGUCUGCUAGCACCAUCCACCCAGCGCUCCUGCGUCAGAAUGCGGAGGCUGUGCGGGACAAACACCGCAAUCCGAGCCACUGCGACCGGCUGCUUCAGCACAUCCGCUCGGCCCCCGCAGGACUCCGCAUAGCUCUCCAUCCGGGGAGUACGAAGACGCCCCAGCCCCCCGAAUACUUGCUCCGAAACGCGCACCCCGGGCAACACGACACGCGGGCCGAGUGUACACAUCCAAACGCCUUCCCAUAUAGACAUUAUACUGAUGAUAUAUUUUUUAUUACACACAGUAAGCUGACGGGAGCCUGACAAUCGGGCAUCCACACGAACUGCAAGAGAACCUCGCCUAUGUCCACAAGUAUCACACUUCUGUUUUUUUCCAAUACAGAAAAUAAAGGAUUUCUGUGUUAUUUUGAAUAUGUAAUUUUUUAAAAUAUUAAAAAGAAUGCACAUAAA